AUGACGGCGGGAGAAAAAAUAGAAGUCGUCGGGAUAUGCUACGUAACUAUGGAAGUUCAUGGACACAGAGUGGAGGAAGUGCCAUUGUAUGUGGUACAAGGGAAUGGACCUGCCUUAUUCGGUAGGGACUGGCUGCAUUUUGCGAAAUUUGACUGGAAAAAGUUAGCUGUAAAUCAUCUGCAUUCUGGUAUUCGGAAAACCUCAAAGUUAGAAGAACUGUUAAGGAAAUAUGGUGAUGUCUUUGAUGGUAAACUGGGUACAGCCAAGAAUAUAAAGGCUCAUAUUCGUGUAAGAAAGGAUGCAAAACCAAUCUUUUAUAAAGCAAGGACAGUUCCUUAUGCAAUCAGGGAUGCUGUGAAUGCAGAACUUAAAAGACUAGAAUUGGAAGGAAUUAUUGAGAAAGUUGACUAUAGUGAGUGGGCGGCACCGAUAGUGGCCGUUUCAAAAGACAAUGGUUCUAUUAGGAUGUGUGGUGACUUCAAGGUCAACAUAAAUCGUUAUGUGGAAAACCCUGAACAUCCAAUGCCAAAUCCAGAUGAACUAUACCAGCGACUGAAAGGUGGAAAAACUUUCUCAAAGUUAGAUUUAUCGCAAGCUUAUCAGCAAGUGGAAUUAGAUGUGGAAUCUAGGAAAUAUGUCACGAUUAACACACCACUUGGUUUGUACAGAUAUACACAUUUACCAUAUGGUGUCUCAGCAGCACCACAACUUUUUCAGUCUUUAAUGGAUAAAUUUCUGCAAGGAGUGCCUUGUGGAUGCAACUUAGAUGAUAUUAGUCUUACUGGAAGAACCGAAGCUGAACAUUUACACAAUCUUGAAAAGGUACUUUAG
Macrobrachium nipponense is the source of this 831-nucleotide messenger RNA. RefSeq lists its product as uncharacterized. The coding region runs from base 1 to 831 and encodes 276 amino acids. The record is from RefSeq and is a predicted model, not a curated record. Lineage: Eukaryota; Metazoa; Arthropoda; Malacostraca; Decapoda; Palaemonidae. The transcript has a single exon.